Molecule: messenger RNA, 399 nt
Organism: Paramecium sonneborni
Lineage: Eukaryota; Ciliophora; Oligohymenophorea; Peniculida; Parameciidae
Source: the annotation of a GenBank genome assembly
AUGUUAUUUAAAUGGAAUAAUCUAUAUGGUUAUAAUUAUUAUUAGAAAUUUAUAGUCGCAUCUACAGCCCUUAGAAUCAGCACAUGCUUAAUUCUUUUAUUAGUGAUAACAAUGGUUGAGAAUUGUCUCCUCAAACAUAAACCAUAAAUACAUUCAAAAAAAAAUAAUUUUAUUUAGGUACAUUAAUAUUUCGGCUUUUAUUUAAAUCUUUCGAUUAACCAUUAUUCCUUUUUUCUAAUAAUAACUCUGUGCCAAUUUUAUAAAAACGACAAUACAUAUAGUAUAUUUAAAAUUGAAUAUGAUUUAAAGUCUUUUAUUUAUUUUUUUAAAUCAUAUAAAUUUAUUACUAAUAAAUUUUUAAUUCAAUUUAAAUAAAUUAUGAAUAAAAAAUUAUAAUGA